AUGGCGGGCGAGCUGAGCGCUGAGGCGGCGCGGGAGAUCCGCCAGUUACAGAAAUCCAAGGAAAAGCUGCGGCGCCUCCGGAAUUCUGCUGAGCUGGCAGCGACCUGCAACAGACUGGGAGAGCUGCUGGCUACACAUGGGCGUUUCCAGGAGGCUCUGGAUGAGCACAGGGAGGAGCUGGAAAUUCUGGAAUCUUCCGGGGAUCCCUUGGGAUGCGCCGUGGCCCAUCGGAAAAUCGGGGAGCGCCUGGCGGAGCUGCGCCGCUUCCCUGAGGCCCUGCAGCACCAACGCCGGCACCUGGAUCUCGCUCGGGAGCUCUCGGAUCCCGCGGAGCAGCAACGAGCCUGGGCCACCAUUGGUAGAACUUUCAUGUUCAUGGCUGAAGAAUUCCCAGAAUUCCAAGAAUUUCCGGAAUUUCCGGAAGGAUCCUUAAAAAACGAGAAAAUUCCAGAAAUUUUGAAAAAUUCCGGAAAUUUUCAAGAAGUUCCGCUCGCGUUUCGUCGAGCGCUGGAGGCGUUCCGGAAUAGCCUGGAUAUCCUGGACACCAGGUUGGAAGGAUUCCUGCCCCGCCGGGAGCUGCUGCGGAUGCGGAGUCGCCUCCUGCUCAACCUGGGGCUGCUGCAGGAAUCGCUCGGGAACUGCGGCAGCAGCUCCGGCCUCCUCCGGGACAGCGCCCGCCUGGCCCUGGAAUCCCAAUGUUUGGAAGAUCAAUUCCGGGCCCAUUUUAACCUGGGGCUGCUGCAGCAACGAGGGGCGGAAUUCCAGGAAUCCCUUGGGAGCCUCGGGAAAGCUCGGGAAUGCGCCCGGAGCCUCGGGAAUGCUGAGCUCGAGAGGGAAACUCAGGCGGCCACAGCCCAGGUUUUGCUGUCCCUGGGUGACUUUGAGGGCGCCAGGCGGGCGCUGCGCCGGGCGCUGGCCCUGGGCAACCCCGGGGAGGCUGAGAGGAGGCGACUGCGGCACAGCCUGAGGCACGCCUCGCGCGUGUCCCGCUGUCUGUCCCGUCUGUCCGGAGGUGACGCCGCUGUCCCCUCUGCGUCCCCGGCCGUGUCCCUGUGCGAGCGCCUCGGGGACAGCCUGGCCCAGCUCGGGGACUUCCGCAGGGCGGCCGAGUACUACGGGAAACAGCUGGCCCUGGCUGAAUCCCUGGGUUUCGAGGCUCGGGACCUGGCCGUGAUCCACGUCUCGCUGGCCACGACGUUCCGGGAUCUGGGAGAACAUUCCAGAGCUUUGGAGCAUUUCCAGAAGGAGCUGGAGCUGCGCCAGGGGGAGCCCCUGGAGGUGGAAACGGUUGUGCGCCGUGCCAGCGUCUCGGAGCGCUCCAGCCGGUACCGGCGGGAGCAGCAGCGCGAGGCCAUCGUGUGGCAGCGAGGGGGACACAGGGACAGCGAGGACGAGGACAGGGGGACACCCGAGGGGACGGAGCCACACCCGCGUGGGGACAUCACUGGGGACGUCGGGGACGUGUCCCCCGUGCCACCCUCGCUGUCCCCUCACCCCAACGGCUCCGCCCUGUCCCCAACGUCCCCUCGCUGUCCCCCGACCCCCUCAGGUGACAAAAGCCACCCCCACACCUUGGCCGACCUCAAACGCCUCCGAGCGGCCUCCAAAACCCAACGGCCUCGCCCCGAAAACCCCAAAAACGCCGAAAACCCCAAAAACCCCCAAACCCCUCUCGGGGACAUCCUUGGGGACACGGUUGGGGACACGGUUGGGGACACGGUUGGGGACAUCUCGGACCCUCCUUUGCUGCGCCUGACGGCUCCGGUCGAGGAAACUCCGACGGAGAAGCAGCGUUGUUGUAGGGUGAUGUGA
Cinclus cinclus is the source of this 1812-nucleotide messenger RNA. RefSeq names its product tonsoku-like protein. The transcript has 11 exons. Gene Ontology annotation, molecular function: protein binding. NCBI's taxonomy places the organism in Eukaryota, Metazoa, Chordata, Aves, Passeriformes, Cinclidae. Bases 1 to 1812 code for a protein of 603 amino acids. The record is from RefSeq and is a predicted model, not a curated record.